UGUAGUACAACCUCAAAGAAGAAGACGAAGAAGAAGUUACUACUGUAUAGUCAUGUAACAGUAAGCUUAUUAUACAAGGUUAUAACGAAGAUAAAUAUGAAUACCAUUUGACAUCGUCUUAUCUCGCCCAGGUAGAGAUGCGAGUCCCCGGGUUCUGGUCCUUCGCAGCCCGGAGCUUCAGCCUCCAGUUUCCCGCCGCCGGGCCGCUCUGCUGCCGGCUGCUGGGCCCCAGCCAGGCCACAAGAAACAUGUCCUCAAAAAGAAAGAUGGACCAUCUAGAGAGAACAGCGGGCAACAACAGACAAAAUGCUAUGUAUCCUGCUGAAGUACGUGGCAUCAUUAACGAGUCGGAGACGGUGAAACGUUUGAGAAUAGCUGUUCCCCCAGACUUCAGCUUCAAAGCAGGACAGUGGGUGGAUCUCUUCAUCCCCGGCGUGGAGAAGGUGGGAGGUUUCUCCAUGUGCUCCGGCCCGGGUCUGCUGCAGAGGGAGGGCAUCGUGGAGCUGGCCAUCAAAUACGCAAAACACCCCCCCGCACACUGGGUCCACACCAUGUGUACAGUGGGCUCCCAGGUUGUCAUGCGUGUCGGCGGGGACUUCUUCUUCGACCCCUCGCCCUCUGACCCCUCUGUUGAUUUGCUGCUGGUGGCGGGCGGUGUGGGGAUCAACCCCUUGUACUCCAUCCUGCUGCACACCUCAGAUCUGCUACAUCGCAACCAGGCCUCUGGGGGGCGGGACUUCAACAUAGGCUCCGCCCACCUCUGCUACAGUGCCAAGAACACCCAGGAGCUGCUCUUCAAGAGCUCCAUCAUCGCUGCGUGUCUGGAGUUCCCCGACAAGCUCUCCUGUGACCUCCACGUCACGCAGCAGAUCACAGAUGUUGACUCACACCUCCAGCCUUUUAUCAACCGUGGGAGAAUCACAGAAGAGGAGCUGCGUUCUCACGUGGACCUGCAGAGGACUUUGUGCUUCCUGUGUGGACCCCCGCCCAUGAUAGAAACACUUUCCAAAACCCUCCUAGACUUCGGACUCCCGAAAGACAGAAUCCUCUUUGAGAAGUGGUGGUAGAACCCUUCAGGGGGAGGAUGUUCCGUGUGUGUCGAGAAUGAAAACAUUUAUGAGCGCUGGAGGAAAUUCACUCACGGAUCCCGAGCUACCUCAACCUGUGCCUGAUCUGCUAUACCACUGGGACCACCCACUCUUCAACUACAAGCCGACUCACAAACACAAUGAGUUUUAUUUCAUAUCAUCGACAAAGGAGGACUGACUAACAGACAAUAAAAUCUCUACUUUGGUGUCUAGAAAAUACAUUUUAUAGCUCACCGUUUUGCUGAAUAUUCUAACAACAAAGACACACUGUCACACAGCUGUUACACAUCUUCAUAUCUGAUCUCAUUUCCAGCCUAUAAUUGCUUGACUGAGGUUCUACUUGAAUAGAUUAUAAUGUUUAGUCUGACCCAAAUUGUUCACAUUAAUGUUAAGGCAACAAUUUAUUUAUUCAAGCUUGUCAUGGAACAAUAAUUUAAGAAAAAGACAGAUGAAGCUUUAUUAAUCCUAAUCCAGUUUUCCACUCUCUUAUUGUACACAUUCUCUCUCUCUCUCUCUCUCUCUCUCUCUCUCUCUCUCUCUCUC
Trematomus bernacchii (emerald rockcod) is the source of this 1631-nucleotide messenger RNA. RefSeq names its product oxidoreductase NAD-binding domain containing 1 (gene oxnad1). Bases 138 to 1067 code for a protein of 309 amino acids. The record is from RefSeq and is a predicted model, not a curated record. The transcript has 8 exons. Lineage: Eukaryota; Metazoa; Chordata; Actinopteri; Perciformes; Nototheniidae. Gene Ontology annotation, cellular component: mitochondrion. Gene Ontology annotation, molecular function: oxidoreductase activity.